Molecule: messenger RNA, 4579 nt
Organism: Penaeus indicus
Lineage: Eukaryota; Metazoa; Arthropoda; Malacostraca; Decapoda; Penaeidae
Product: collagen alpha-1(XI) chain-like
Exons: 23
Coding region: 135-4445 (1436 amino acids)
Biological process (GO): extracellular matrix organization
Molecular function (GO): extracellular matrix structural constituent conferring tensile strength
Source: RefSeq, a predicted model, not a curated record
GGCGCGGAAGGCACAUCUAGGCACAGGGCAGAAGGGGUCCUGUCAUGGUGCGGAACAAGUGAUUGAGGGAGGCAGCGCUAUGAGGGAGAGGCGCGGCUAAGCUCUUGCACACGAGAGUCGCCUCUCUCGACACCAUGGACAGGGCCCAGCGCCUGCGCCUCAUUCUUCAGGGCCUCAUUUGGGCAUGGAUCUACCGGCAUACAGAUGCGGCGGGGGGCAGUCUGUUGGAGGCGUUGGGUGUGUCCCAGCAGCCGAUGGGCGUGGAACAGACCCGGGGGAUGUGCGACGACCGAGCAGGUCAGGGCCCCGACACCGCCUACAAGGUCACCAAGCAGACUGUCCUCACCGUCCCGACGGCGCAGCUCUUUAAAGACCAAUUUCCCGAAGACUUUAGCAUCAUGACCACCCUGAGACCCGACCAAGGCUCGAGCUCCGUGCUGUUCGGCUUGUACUCGGACGCGGGCGACGACCAGCUCCUGGUGGAGGUGGGCGACACCGUCAAGCUCUUCUACCAGGACGAGGAGGGGAGGCCCGAGGGAGGGAACGACCUGGAGUUCGGCGUCGCGAUCAACGACGGGAACUUCCUCCCGCAGGGCGACAUCCAACAGCUGGACAUCGUGUCGGGCCCGGAGGCCGCCUACGAGCACUGCGAUUACUACAUGCCCGACUGCGACUGGGAGCUGCCAGCCUCGCUCGGCGCCGGACAAACGCAGUUCGAGUACGUGGACAGGACCGAAGAACAGCUGGUCUACAACGAAGAGGAAUUCGUGGCGGACAACAUCACGGAUUUGAACACCGGCGGCCUGGAGUACCCUCCGCCGCGCAUCCUGCGGGGCCACCCAGGACCCCAGGGCCCUCCGGGACCCAUAGGACCUAAGGGCGACCCAGGCCGUGACGGGAUCCCGGGAACUGACGGCGUCGCAGGGCCGCCCGGACACGUGUUCAUGAUCCCGCUCAACAUCGACGGCAACAGCAAGGGGCCGGACGCCAUGGUGCAGACGCUGCAGAAUAUGCUCACGCAGCACAUGGAGUCCAUGCGCGGCGCCGACGGCCCCAUGGGCCUCACGGGGCUGCCGGGUCCCGAGGGCCCCCCCGGGGAGACCGGGUACAAGGGCGAGCCCGGAGAGGUCGGAGAACCGGGUCCUCGAGGCAUGCGGGGCAACAUCGGUCUGCAAGGCCGCCUGGGGCGCCGCGGCCGGCCGGGGCGCGACGGCGAGCGAGGUCUGUCGGGCAUCCCGGGGUCCAAGGGAGAGCCGGGUCUACGCGGCUUACCAGGUAUACCUGGUGACAAGGGUCACCGAGGUCCCGUCGGCCUGACAGGACCUGUCGGUCUGCCAGGUCACGAGGGAAUGCCUGGCGAGCCCGGAACUCCCGGUGUCCCAGGUCUCCCCGGAGAGAUGGGCCCACGAGGCUUCAUCGGCCCCCGAGGCUUCCCUGGGCUUCCAGGUCCCCCGGGGAUCCCAGGCAGCGAGGGCACCACGGGGCCGAAGGGCAACAACGGCCCACCGGGACAACCUGGCCCGCCAGGCCAAGCCGGCCCCCUUGGCGCGAUCGGUCCUCCCGGCCCACAGGGCUUAAUCGGUCCACCUGGCUCUGCGGGACCCCGAGGCAAGCCAGGUCUGGCUGGCCUUCCGGGCGCCGACGGCCUUCCCGGCCACCCCGGCAACCCAGGCAUCGUAGGAUCCAAGGGAGAUAAAGGGCCGGUGGGACCUCAGGGUUCUCUCGGCUUCCCUGGGCCGCGCGGUGUCAAGGGCGACCAAGGGAACCGCGGGAUGCAGGGCGAGAAGGGCAGCAAGGGCGACCUGGGCCCCGACGGAGAGAAGGGAGACAUCGGCCCCAAGGGCGAGCGAGGGGAGGUCGGACCCGAGGGACAGACUGGCCUCGAGGGCCCCGAAGGACCCAAGGGCUUCGAGGGGCCUCGCGGCGAGACCGGACCACCGGGCCCCAACGGCGAGAAGGGCAAGCUCGGAGUGCCCGGCUUCCCAGGGUACCCAGGUCCCCCCGGGGACAAGGGCGACAAGGGCUCGCCUGGGCUGACGGGCCGAACGGGUGACAAGGGCGAGCGCGGAAACGUCGGGCUGCCCGGCGAGCGGGGCGAACAGGGCCCCAGGGGUUUCCGAGGCUCCCGCGGCCGCCGAGGCAAGAUGGGUCUGAACGGCCCCAAGGGCGACACCGGCCAGCCAGGACCACCCGGGCCCAUUGGCGAGCAGGGUACCCAGGGUCCGGAGGGCCCUAGGGGCUUCGCUGGCCCCGCUGGGCCACCAGGCGUCGACGGCAAGGACGGCAUCAUGGGCCCCCCGGGAGAGCGCGGUCCUCCGGGCGAAGCGGGGAACCAAGGACCACCUGGGCCUCCGGGCGUGGUUGGUCCCAUGGGUUCCGCCGGCGAACCUGGCCCCAUCGGAGACCCUGGUCCUUCCGGUACGUCGGGCGUUCCAGGAGAACCGGGAAGGCCGGGCGAGGCGGGCAAAGAGGGCGCUCCGGGUCCCAUGGGUCCUGCAGGAAAGACGGGCCCUGUGGGUCCUCCGGGUCCGCCAGGCUUCCCAGGAGAGCGAGGGUUGCCGGGCAUCCCUGGAGCGCCGGGCCUGAAGGGCGAGAUGGGCCCCCCAGGACCAGCCGGAGCCACCGGGGACAAGGGUGCCAUGGGCUUGGCCGGCGAGGCAGGCCCACAAGGACCCAUGGGCAAGAGCGGACCUCGAGGCAGCCGCGGUUCAUCUGGAGCCAAGGGAGAGAGUGGAGAUCCAGGCAUACCCGGACCAACUGGGCGUGAUGGUCUCCUCGGACCGAGAGGUCUCCCUGGUCCCCCCGGCCCCGUCGGCGAACCGGGUGAGGACGGCGACAAGGGCGAGGCCGGUGCGCCGGGAGAGAAGGGCUUCAAGGGCGACAAAGGAAACCAAGGUCCCGCAGGGCCUCCAGGCCCUCAGGGUCUGCGAGGCGCACCUGGAGCCCCUGGAGCACCUGGCGAGCGCGGCUCCCCUGGCGGUAUGGGCCACGCUGGCCGCAAGGGCGAGGACGGCCCACAGGGUCUUCCUGGCCCGGCCGGACCACCCGGCCUCCAGGGCAUGCCUGGUCCCUCCGGCGUCAAGGGCGAGAAGGGAGACAUCGGCAAAAGAGGCCUCCCCGGCCCCCUCGGCCCCAUCGGCGAACAAGGCGCUCCUGGAAGCAAGGGCGGCCCAGGGCUCCCAGGCCCCAACGGCCCCGACGGCCCCCAGGGUGCCAAGGGAGAGCCAGGCCAGUCCGGCCCGCCCGGUCCACCCGGAAAGGACGGCGAACACGGACGCGAAGGACCUGCCGGACCCAAGGGCGAGGAGGGCAAGCCAGGACUCCAGGGAUCUCCGGGUAUUCGUGGACCGAUCGGCCCGCCCGGGCCCAAGGGCAACUCCGGCCCACCUGGCUUCCCCGGCGCCGUGGGAGAACCCGGCAAGCAAGGGCCCAAGGGCAACCCCGGCAAGGACGGCGACGACGGCAAGGUCGGAGAGCAAGGUCCCCCCGGGGAACCCGGCUCACCCGGCCAGAUGGGGCUCCCGGGAGUCAACGGAAAACCGGGUCCUGAGGGGCCGGCUGGCGUGCAGGGGCCUCCAGGGCAGCCGGGAGAGAAGGGAGACACUGGUGUGACUGGACCUUUGGGGCCUCCGGGUGCCACUGGGCCUCAAGGUCUUCCUGGACCUCAGGGGCUGCCUGGUCUGCGAGGAUCUCCUGGACCUGCUGGCGACCUGGGUCUUCCGGGCAAGGACGGCGCUCCAGGACAGCCAGGUCUUCCAGGUCUCCCUGGUCUCAAGGGCCAAAAGGGCUCCCGAGGCCGCCGAGGGCCGAAGGGGCACCGCGGAGAGAUCGGUAUUUCCGGCCCCAAGGGCGACAUGGGCGAAAAGGGAGAGCCCGGGAAGAACGGGCCUCAAGGUCCUUCUGGCUUCAAGGGCGAACCCGGGCCUUUGGGCAUCUUAGGCUUGAAGGGUUCGGAUGGACCCCAGGGUCUGCCAGGUGACAUCGGACCUCCCGGGCCCAAGGGCGUGCCUGGAGCGACUGGCCCCAAAGGAGAACAGGGUCCUUCAGGUCCUCCAGGUCCUCCGGGUCCUCCAGGAGAACUACCACUGCUUCCUCCGGAGCUCCUCUUCCAGCGCGACGCUCCCUACGACCCGGACGACUCUGGCCGCUUCAAGAGGUCGCCGAGAGGCAUGGACGACUGUAGGAUAGGCGAAGUGUGUGACGACACCCCUGAAGACGACAUCUCCCCCUCAGUACCCGCUGGGGGGAGAGGUCGAGCAGGUGGUAGGAGACGCAGACCGCCCUCAGCCGUCCCAGUGGAUAGACGACGCAAGAAUCGGCGGAGAGGAGGUUACAAGGAUAGGGAAGCUGUGCAGAGUGACGUGGACACCAGGUUAGUAAGGCGUCCGGCCGAUAGAUGGCUCUUUGCUGGCUGCUCUUCCAUCGGCUGCUGCAGCACAAUUUAAUUCUUUAUUUGUUUGCUUUUCUUUUCUUUUUUGUUUUAAUCAGCCAUCUCUAAAAAUCCUGUAAAUGGGUAAAUGCUAACGUAUUAGAUUUAUAGUCGUUAAUAUUAGAGCCAGAGAUUUCCAUCGAUGUACAU